Pleurotus ostreatus (oyster mushroom) is the source of this 1947-nucleotide messenger RNA. It is a transcript of the gene SPT20, whose product is annotated as Transcription factor spt20. The record is from RefSeq and is a predicted model, not a curated record. Lineage: Eukaryota; Fungi; Basidiomycota; Agaricomycetes; Agaricales; Pleurotaceae. Gene Ontology annotation, molecular function: transcription coregulator activity. Gene Ontology annotation, biological process: regulation of transcription by RNA polymerase II. The transcript is spliced from 5 exons. The coding region runs from base 1 to 1947 and encodes 648 amino acids. Gene Ontology annotation, cellular component: SAGA complex.
AUGGCAGGGUACAACAGGACUCGCGAGGUAGAAGAACUACUCGCAAGAGCAGAAAACCAGCCCCCUUCGUUUACGGUCCAUCUUCAUCCGGAAUACUGGGCACUCAAUAACGGUUCCAAGUUUCUGUACAAUAACCAUAUCGCGUCCCUGCUUGAUGAUAUUAGAGCACAUAGAAUACCGGUGGACUUUCUCUCGCUGUUUGACACCGCGCGUGUGCCGUUUUACGAUGGGUGCAUGAUAGUUGAGCUGCUCGACUACAGACCGCAGAAGAACAAGGAUCCGUCGCCCGACAAACCGGAUCGCACCCGUGUCGUUCUCCACCCUGAUUCCGAGACACUCUGGGCGGACAUAUGCCUUCUUAACCAGAAACACGAGAAUAAAUGGACAGACGCGGAUGCGCUGGAAGUUGAAGCCCGGAUACUUCUUGCAACCGCACCCCCUCUAUGCCUUGACCCUAACCCGCAUCUUACCCGCAUCGCCAACCACAUCCUUCGAGUUUCUACACCUACCGUGCCACUGUCGUUGAAGCGUAAGGCCGCCGAGCUGGAGCGCGAAGAGGAUGAGGUUGACAAGACACGUCGACACAAACUCAUGUCAUUCAUGAAUCCUCGGCCGAACACAUCGCACACGCAUAACUUCCGUCUACUCGACAUUAUCCAGCGUCAGAAACAAGAAAAGGAGACAGCAGCAGCAGCAGCCCAAUCAAAUAUGCCUAUACCGAACUUAUCUAUCAACGCUACGCCCGCCUCUGUGCCUAAUGGGCAAACAUUCGGUCGCCAACAAACGCCCUUGCCCGCCAGUCCUCAGAAACCGCCCACCGCGCUCAAGAAAGAUGGGCCGGAGGGGGCGAGAAACUCAAAUUCCCCCCACCCCAAUUCUGCGACUCAGCAGUCGUAUACUCAACCAAACCACGUAGCGCCGUCUCCCAGCGCAGCAUCUCCUACGCAUCAAGCCUCGCCAGCGAACGGACCAUAUACCAACGGCGUAGAUGUCACCCAGAGAACGUCCACCCCUGCUCAGUAUGCACAACCUCCGCCUCCGCAACAACCCACACCCAUCCCCCGCCCUCCCUCAUCGCAGCCCACACAACCCACACAACCUACACAACCCCCGCGCCCCCAGUCUCGGCCUCCGUCGCAGCCUCAACAAGGGAACAGACCUACGCAGCCAAUGCAAUACCCCGCUGGUACCGCUGGGCACUUUAUCCAAUCGCAGUCGCCCGCGCUACGCAGCGCACAAGCAAACACGCCUACACCCCAGCCGCCGCCUUCCGUUCAGGCCCAGGCCCAAGCUAACGCUCAACUCAUGUACCAGAUGCAGCAGAUGCAGCAGCAGCAGCAUCAUUAUCAGGCGAGAUUAGCCGCUCAACAGCAGCAACAGGGUGGACGAUCAACUCCGCAAGCUGCAAACGGACAGGCUACCGCCGCCGCUGCCGCCGCCGCUCGCGCGAGCCCUCAUAUUGCCAAUCAACAAUUGGCAGCUACUCGAUCGCCGAUGCCGCAGCCUGCGCAACAGGUACAAAUGCAGCAGCAAUUGGCCCAGUAUCCACAUCUACUGCGCCAGAACCCUGCUCUUGUACUUGCCGCUGCUGGUGGUGCGCGCGCAUCGACGUCUCCCCUUCCUCCCGGCGCCGUCCAACAGCAGCAUCAGCAGCAACAUCAACAGCAGCACCUCCAAGUCCCUCAAGCGGGCCAAGCAGUGGUAAAUGGUCAGCAACAACAGCAGCAGCAGGUCCCGAUGGUCGCGUUUUCCAUGAAUCCGCAGAUGUACAAUUACGCUCAAAUGAUGCGUCCGAAUAUGAAUAUGCCGUAUUGGAUGGGGGGAAGGCUGGUCAACGGGAUGCCCAACGGUCAGCCUAUGGCUAUGCCUCAGGGAAUGGCAGCACCGAAUGGAAGCAACCCUCAGGCCCUUGGCGUAGGGAAGCCUGGUGCCGGGCAGGCGCGAUAA